Messenger RNA from Suillus subaureus, 348 nucleotides. RefSeq lists its product as uncharacterized. Bases 1 to 348 code for a protein of 115 amino acids. Gene Ontology annotation, molecular function: nuclease activity. The transcript is spliced from 3 exons. NCBI's taxonomy places the organism in Eukaryota, Fungi, Basidiomycota, Agaricomycetes, Boletales, Suillaceae. The record is from RefSeq and is a predicted model, not a curated record.
AUGGGUUUAACUGAUUUAUGGAAGUUGGUUUCUCCAAGCACAGGGGGACAGACCUGGACAGCAUUUGCCCUUGAAUGGCUCCAGGGGCAUGUGCAGGAUGAAAGUGGCCUUUUGAUGAUGACAGUUGGUGUUGACGCCAGUGCUUGGCUCUAUGCCAUCUGCAAACUGCAGGCAUUUCAACUUGGACAUGCCCAGUCAGGUGAAAACCCGGAACUAUGGACACUCAUGUACAAACUUGUCACCCUAACCAAUGCACCUCUUCAUGCCCACUUUGUCUUCAAUGGGGAGGACUGCCCUUCAAUCAAGCACAGCAAGCACAUGCAGUCAGCACCUCACUGGCUGACAUGA